Brassica napus (rape) is the source of this 1438-nucleotide messenger RNA. RefSeq names its product BAHD acyltransferase BIA1-like. NCBI's taxonomy places the organism in Eukaryota, Viridiplantae, Streptophyta, Magnoliopsida, Brassicales, Brassicaceae. The transcript has a single exon. The coding region runs from base 26 to 1342 and encodes 438 amino acids. The record is from RefSeq and is a predicted model, not a curated record.
UUCAACCACUCUUAGAACGAAUACAAUGGAAAUGGACUUAAAGCUUGAGGUGAUGGGGAGAGAAGUGGUCAAACCUGCUACACCCUCACCUCAUGAUCACCUUCAACUCUCUCUUGUUGAUUUCUCUUGCCCUGCAGUUUACGUGUCAAUCAUGUUCCUCUACAAAUCUGAAGAACUAGUCACUGCAUCGCCGGAGAUCAUCUCAAAUAAACUGAAAUGCUCUCUGUCCGAGACUCUCUCUCGCUUCUAUCCACUCGCUGGAGAGAUAGAAGGCGUCUCCAUCAACUGCAAUGACAAAGGAGCCGUCUUCACUCAAGCACGCACCCAUCUCCUUCUCCCCGAGGUCUUGAAAAACCGCAACGUUAACUCUCUAGAGGAACUCUACCCAAAGAUCGAGGCGGGAGAUUCUCCAACGAAAUGGCCAUUGUUGAGUGCCCAUAUCACUUUCUUCGGGUCUGGAUCAGGAGUGGCUGUCUCGGUCUGUAUCUCUCACAGGAUAUGUGAUGCGUCUUCAUUGCAUAUGUUGUUAACAGACUGGGCAGCCACGACGGCAAACAAGAAGUCAAAUGUGAGCACUCAUCAGUUUGCUGAAGCCACCAUUUAUCCUCCUGCUCCUCCUCACAUGGCUCUAUUACACCCCCCAACAAUGGACUUAAAGAAGUGUAUAAUGAACCGUUUCGUCUUUGAGUCCUCUAAGAUCGCUGAGCUCAAACGCAAGGCCGCCAGCCAAAGCGUCCCGAUGCCUACACGUGUGGAAGCUAUCACGUCAGUUAUAUGGAAAUGUGCUACAAAUGCCUCACGGUCUAACUUGGUUGCUCCAAGGUCAACGCUCAUGUAUCAAGCCAUGGACUUGCGGAUUAGGCUUCCUUCUAAUGUUUUGUCACAUGACACGAUUGGUAACUUACAAACAGCAUUCUUUCUCAAGAAAGGCGCAGAGAGCAAACUGGAGAUCAGUGAAACCGUGGCCUCGUUCAGGACCGCCAAAGAAGGACUCAACAAGAUGUUAAAAGAUAAUGUCCAAGGCAAUACAGUUGGUAAGGGUUUGCUGAGCGUGAUGGGAAGUUGUAUGUCGGAGUUCAAACCUGACAUAGACAUAUACACAAUGUCUAGCUGGUGCGGAAAGCCUUUUUACGAAGUUGAUUUUGGAUGGGGUAGUCCGUUCUGGAUGGGAUCCCCUUCACGUACCAUAUAUGACAACAUGGUGUAUAUUGCACUGAUGGACUCAAAGGAUGGGGGAGGUGUGGAAGCAUGGAUAAGCUUACCUGCAGAAGACAUGUCUGUGUUUGUCCAUGACCAAGAGUUGCUUGCUUAUGCAGUCCUAAAUCCCCCCGUACAUAUCUAAGCAAAUGGCAAUAUCAAUAUCCAAGAUUGCACAAUUAUUGGUUUAAUUUUUUUCCUACUUGCUUUUGUAUUUCGCUUGAAUAAAUUGACAAUCAUU